Molecule: messenger RNA, 3942 nt
Organism: Bombyx mori (domestic silkworm)
Lineage: Eukaryota; Metazoa; Arthropoda; Insecta; Lepidoptera; Bombycidae
Exons: 2
Coding region: 310-3849 (1179 amino acids)
Biological process (GO): proteolysis; DNA integration
Molecular function (GO): aspartic-type endopeptidase activity; zinc ion binding; nucleic acid binding
Source: RefSeq, a predicted model, not a curated record
UAAUAUAAAUUUACCAAAAAAAUAUAUUCCUUCCAAAACCUUGGUGUUACGGUGGUUUUUUACUCAGUUUUUGAACGCGCAUUGCAGCGUUUUGACGUCUUAGUGUUGGCUAUGAUUGGACCAUACUAAUUUGAAAUAAGACCACAAAUUUAUUUGUUGUUAGGUAUGUAAGCAUCGGCGGCUGCGUCCGCCGUCAAUAUAAUAAAGUAGUGCGUAAACAACCGGCCUUGUCAUUACACGCGUCCUCGGACACACUACUGGCGACGAGCUUUACUUAUACCCACACGUGACGACGAAAAAAAAAAAAAAAUGUUCGGGACGUCUUCUUUAAGUGUUUUGUCGAGUUUUGAUCAUCAAAAUCAAGAUUGGAAGACAUAUAAGAGUAGAUUGCAGCAAUGGUGCAUAGCUAACGGCAUCGAUGAGCAGUCUGAUAAAGCCGGAAUCAAGAGAAGAGCAGUACUCCUCAGCGCACUCACAGAGAGUACCUACCAGCUCGCAAGCAACUUAGCGUUACCCGACGAUAUUGCGACAAAGAGCUAUGAAAGCAUUUUAGGUAUUUUAGAUGAACACUUUAUUCCAAAGCGGUGCGGAUUCGCAGAGCGGUAUAAUUUUUACGCAGCGAUGCAGCAAAAUGGUGAAACUCAUGGGCAAUGGGCCGCACGCUUGCGAGGUUUGGCCGCACACUGCGCUUUCAAAAACCUAGAAGAAUCUCUGCUAGAUAAAUUCGUCAUGGGAAUGUUGCGAGGACCCGAGCGAGAAAGGCUUUUCGCACAAGAAAUCAGAGAGCUGACGUUGAGCAAAGCUGUGGAGCUGGCAGAGAGCGUGCGGUGCGCACGAGAAGGUGCAGCUGCAGCGGUAGUGCCGGAAUCAUCCGGUCGGGAAGGCGUUUUCAAGAUUGCCCAACAAGCAAAAGGGAGCGCGGACCGAACAGCCGAAAAAUGCUUAGUAUGUGGUUACAAAAAUCACAAAACGUCAGAGUGCCGAUUUUCUAAAUUUAAGUGCAGAAUAUGUGAUCGUAAAGGUCAUCUCCGUAGAAUGUGCCCCAGGAACAAAGUGAAGCACUUGGAGCAAGGUAACGACGAUGACGAGGGCGAUGACGGUGAGUUUUUGAAAAAUAUAAGUUGUCCAAAUGGUGAGCCUUUGUACGAGACCGUGUGUUUAGAAGGUCGUAAAUUUAGAUGCGAAAUUGACAGUGGUUCCCCUGUGUCUGUUAUAUCCGAAAAGACAUACAAGCGUUGGUUUUCCGGCGUUCCGUUGUCACCACCAGCGAAAAAAUUAUUUACGUAUGAUGGGGGUACCUUGAACAUAAUAGGGGUACUUAAUAUGAAUGUCGAGUAUUUGAAACACUUAGCGUUAUUGAGUAUCUACGUUGUUCGGGAUGGGGGACCUCCCUUACUAGGCCGCGACUUUAUGCGUGAAUUUAAAUUAGAACUCAUUUCAACCAUUGGUUAUUGCAAAAACGUUGAUGUUACUACGGUAAUGGAACUGACAAAACUAUUUCCAAAGUUAUUUUCAAACGAACUAGGUUGCUUUAACAAAUUCGAGAUCAGUUUAACAUUAAAAGAUAACGCGAAACCGGUUUUUAUAAAGUCGCGACCGGUACCUUUUGCAUUAAAAGAUAGAAUUAAUGCAGAACUCGAACGGUUGGUUUCCUUGGAUAUUUUAGAACCAGUAAAGUACUCAGACUAUGCCUCACCAAUAGUCCCGGUUCUAAAAAAUGACGGCAGCGUUCGUAUUUGUGCGGAUUAUUCUUGUACAAUCAACAAACAACUACUCGUGGAGAGAUAUCCUCUACCAUCGGUUCAAGAACUGUUUACUAAACUUCAUAACGGUGAGGAGUACAGUAAGCUAGACUUGUCUAUGGCGUAUAUGCAAUUUAGAAUUAAUAAAAAAUCACAAAAAUUAACAUGCAUUAACACCCCGCGUGGCCUAUUUAAUUAUACUCGGUUAGUGUUCGGUUUGUCGAGCGCGCCAGCUAUCUUUCAACGGGCUAUGGAAUCGUUGGUAGGGGACAUGGAGGGCGUGUAUUGUUACUUGGACGACCUGGUACUCACUGCUGAAAAUAGGGUUCUGCACGAACGAAAAUUAAAAGAAGUUUUGUGUCGUCUACAGGAUGCGGGCUUGACCCUGCGUAAGGACAAGUGCGCAUUUUUCCAAAACGAAGUAUCAUACUUAGGCUACACCAUAGAUAAAAACGGGAUAAGAAAAAACCCAGACAAAGUAAAAGCAAUUUUAGAUGCCGCUAUUCCAAAAAAUUUAAACGAGCUACAAUCAUUUUUAGGGCUUAUAAACUACUAUAGGAAUUUUGUCCCAAACGCAUCGUCUAUAUUAAGCCCAUUACACUUCUUAUUACAAAAAGGCGUCAAAUGGCAUUGGAACUAUGAGCAAGACGUGGCUUUCACUUGCGUAAAGAAAAUGUUAGCAUCGGAACAGGUGUUAGCACAUUUUAUUACUGAUGCAAAAACAAUCGUGACUGUAGAUGCGUCCCCGGUCGGGUUAGGUGCUAUCCUGUCACAGGAGGAUCGGAACGGGGUCGAGAGACCGGUGUCGUACGCAUCUCGCUCGCUAACGCCUGCAGAAAAAAAAUAUUCACAAAUCCAAAAGGAGGCGACUGCUAUAAUAUUUGGUGUGAAAAAGUUCCACCAAUUCCUUUAUGGUAGGUCGGAACCUUUUACUUUGCGUACGGACCAUAAGCCGCUUACGGUAAUUUUCGGAAAUAAUAGAGGUAUACCAGAAGUAACAGCUAAUCGAUUACAACGUUAUGCAAUAUUCUUAAGCGCAUAUAACUAUAAUAUAGAAUAUGUAAACAGCGCAUCGAACACAGCUGACUUCUUAUCGCGGGCCCUACCCGUAGCAAAACCGGGUUCCGAAGGUGAGGAAGGCGUGCGGGACGAGGUAGCAGCGUACGAGCAUAUCAGUUUCGCAGUGGAGGGAUGCCUGCCAGUCACGAGGCAAGAUCUGCAGCGAGAGACGGCGUGCGACCCCAUACUAAAGAGCGUAGCUAAGUAUGUAGCUAACGGCUGGCCACGUAAGUUAUCGAUGCUAUCAAAUCAGAGUCUUAAGCCUUAUUACUUAUGUCGAAACGAUAUCGCACUAGAAAAUGGUAUUCUCAUGCGUGGUCACAAAGUAAUUAUUCCACAAAGUGUACGCGGCAGAAUAUUGGAAGAACUACACAGCUCGCACUUUGGUAUCGUUAAAAUGAAGGCAGACGCUCGCAGUAGAUUGUGGUUUCCGGGUAUAGACGCUGAGCUAGAGAAACUGGCAGGGACGUGCCGGGUGUGCGCACAACUGCGCCCGUCACCACCGCGCGCGGCCCUUGCACCUUGGCCCUAUCCUGAUGCCGCUUUUCAUAGGAUUCAUUUAGAUUUUUUCGGUCCAUUAAAUAACAAAGUUUACUUAAUAAUAGUAGAUGCACACUCUAAGUGGAUAGAAUGCUAUGACAUGAAUAGCAAUAGCUCCUCUAAAGCCGUAAUCGCGAAAUUAUGCGAAUUCAUCGACUGCGGGAGCGAGGCAACAACAGCUGGAUCUAAAGGGGCUUUAGUGGCAGCAACAGGAUCAGCUCCACCAGCAGAAGUAGGGUCAUCGUCAUCAUCGCAUACCUGCCAGCCAGCAGGAACGACGCAGUCUGUGGAAGCGGAGACUAUGGGCAGUGCUGACCAAGAUCAAAUUACUGCCACUAUAAGCCCACAAUCAGCAGAGCCCGUAACUCCCACCAGCUGCUCACCUUCCAGUGGAAGAAAUAGCCCACAGUUUAGUACGCCACAGCCAAUAUCACCGACACUAGAUAAGCCGGCUCCCGGCCGACCACGCCGGAAUAAGCCACCCAUUGAUUUCAGGAAGUUCUUUUAGGAUAAGGGGGACAUUUGGGAGGGAGAAAUUGUUAGGUAUGUAAGCAUCGGCGGCUGCGUCCGCCGUCAAUAUAAUAAAGUAGUGCGUAAACAA